This is a messenger RNA of Miscanthus lutarioriparius, 543 nucleotides long. Lineage: Eukaryota; Viridiplantae; Streptophyta; Magnoliopsida; Poales; Poaceae. The record is from the annotation of a GenBank genome assembly.
AUGGCGGACCAGCUCAGCGAAGACCAGAUUACCGAGUUCAAGGAAGCUUUCAGCCUCUUCGACAAGGACGGCAACGGUUACAUCACAACCAAGGAGCUGGGAACCGUGAUGCGCUCCCUUGGGCAGAACCCCACCGAGGCGGAGCUGCAGGACAUGAUCGCCGAGGUGGACAGCAACGGCAGCGGCACCAUCGACCCGCAGGAGUUCCUGGGCCUGAUGGCGCGCAGGACGAAGGACACGGAGUCGGAGGAGGAGCUCAGGGAGGCGUUCCGCGUGUUCGACAAGGACCAGAACGGGUUCAUCUCCGCGGUGGAGCUCCGGCACGUGAUGACCAACCUCGGGGAGAAGCUGAGCGACGAGGAGGUCAGCGAGAUGAUCCGCGAGGCCGACGUGGACGGCGACGGCAACAUCAACUACGACGAGUUCGUCAAGGUCAUGAUGGCCAAGCGAAGGAGCAAGAGGACGGAGGAGAAGGCCGCGGCGCGCGGCAAGAAGAAGGCGGGGGCGCUGUGCGACGCGGCCCAGAAAUGCGUGAUCCUGUGA